This is a messenger RNA of Quercus robur (English oak), 1229 nucleotides long. Its product is annotated as protein GLUTELIN PRECURSOR ACCUMULATION 3-like. Bases 2 to 574 code for a protein of 190 amino acids. Gene Ontology annotation, molecular function: protein binding. The transcript has 7 exons. Lineage: Eukaryota; Viridiplantae; Streptophyta; Magnoliopsida; Fagales; Fagaceae. The record is from RefSeq and is a predicted model, not a curated record.
GAUGCCUCCACCUGUUGGUUAUCAGAUGUUAUCACUAGAAUGGAUGGAGCUGUCGGUAUCUGGAUCAUUACCACUACCUAGAUGUGGCCACACGGCUACUAUGGUGGAGAAAAGGUUGCUUGUCUAUGGUGGCAGAGAUAACAAACUUUGGUUUCAGCCAAAGUGCACUGGAAGUGGGUCUGAGGACCAGGUAGGUCCAAGCCCACGGGCAUUUUACAUUGCUGUUGCAAUUGAUUGUCACAUGUUCGUCUUUGGUGGGCGUUAUGGUAGCAAAAGGUUGGGUGACUUUUGGGUUCUACAGAUAUAUGGCAGUGGUCUGAGCUCACCAGUUUUGGUGACUUACCUUCGCCACGAGAUUUUGCUGCAGCUUCAGCCAUUGGGAACCGGAAAAUUGUUAUGUAUGGUGGCUGGGAUGGUAAAAGGUGGUUAUCAGAUGUUGUCACUAGAAUGUAUGGAGCUGUCGGUAUCUGGAUCAUUACCAUCACCUAGAUGUGGCCACAAGGCUACUAUGGUGGAGAAAAGGUUGCUUGACUAUGGUGGCAGAGGUGAAGUAGCAUUCUGUUUGCUCACAUAGGGAUUUGGUUUCAUAAUUGCUUAGAAACAAUGUUUGGUGAUGAGUCAUUAUUGAAUUUAAAAUUUUCAUCUUGAUUAAAAUUUUGCAUUCAAAAGUUGCCAUUUUUUGUUAGGGUGCAGAGAGAUGUACGUUUGAUAUCAUUGUUAUCAACUUUGUCAUUUCAGAUACUUCUCAUAUCUCUGUUUCUAAAGGCAUCUAUGCCGUGAAUUAUUAUAAAGAAUGUUUAAAUUAAUUACAUUUCAAUUUUUUGGGUGCUGCUGUCAGAACUAUACUUACACUUAUUUACUUGCUUGUGUUCUUUUAAGAUGUUUGUAACUGACACGGCUGCUUUUUCUUGACUUAAAUAGUAGGUGGUGGGCCAAUUCUGGGUGAUUUAUGGGGCUUGAAGGGUCUUAUUGAAGAAGUUUAAUAGUUACUUUUGUUUUCUUCUUAUUUUUUUUCCUUCCCUUUUUUUUCUAAUCCUCUUUAGUAAUCCAAGCGUAUUCUAAAAUUUUCAUCAAAUAAAUUGAUGUGAGUGGUGUUGUGGCAUAUGUUGGGUCCGUUUGAAUACAACUUAUUUUUGCUGAAACUGAAAACUAAAAACUGAAAACACUGUAGCAAAAUAAUUUUUAAAUGUAUGAAUAGUAACGUGAGACCCAUUUUUAAUAUUUUUUAA